Messenger RNA from Pomacea canaliculata, 1358 nucleotides. RefSeq names its product paired box protein Pax-2a-like. Gene Ontology annotation, molecular function: RNA polymerase II cis-regulatory region sequence-specific DNA binding; DNA-binding transcription factor activity, RNA polymerase II-specific. The coding region runs from base 285 to 1358 and encodes 357 amino acids. The transcript is spliced from 8 exons. Gene Ontology annotation, biological process: anatomical structure development; regulation of transcription by RNA polymerase II. The record is from RefSeq and is a predicted model, not a curated record. Lineage: Eukaryota; Metazoa; Mollusca; Gastropoda; Architaenioglossa; Ampullariidae.
GGAAAAAUGACGCAUCUGCAAAGAAAUGCGAAGAGACGGUCUCCUUUCGUAGACUAUAGCUCCCUGUCGAGGGUUAGGAGGGUGUGGGGAGUGGAGGAGCGGGGUAGUGGAGGGGAGUGGGGUGUGUGGAGGGGUUCCAAGGGAAGACGUGACCUACCGGAAAUCUCCCGGCGACCAAUGGGACGGCAGCUACGCGACGCAGCCAACUAGAGCGAAGGUACACGCGAGUUGACUGAGCCGUGUACGGGGAGGGCGAGCGUAACGGAGUGUAGACUCACUCAGGCAUGGAGGCGUCCGAAGCCACUUCAGGUGCGCUGCUCACAGGCCAGGCCAGGUCAGCCAUGGAGAACUUGUCACAGUCGGCUGUACAAGGCGAAGACCAGGACAUGGUGCCGUUGGAGAUGAGAGAUUCCCCAAACUCGAAGCAGCGGGACGGAAAUGGGCGACAGUGUCACGGUGGGGUCAACCAGCUGGGCGGCGUGUUCGUCAACGGCCGUCCAUUGCCGGAUGUCGUACGGCAGCGGAUCGUGGAGCUGGCGCAUCAAGGUGUCCGGCCAUGCGACAUCUCGCGGCAACUCAGGGUCUCGCACGGCUGCGUGAGCAAGAUCUUGGGCAGGUACUACGAGACUGGAUCUAUUAAACCCGGAGUCAUAGGGGGUUCAAAGCCCAAGGUGGCCACACCCAAAGUUGUGGAGGCCAUCACAAAGUACAAGGUAGACAACCCCACAAUGUUCGCCUGGGAGAUCAGAGACCGCCUGCUGGCGGAGGGCGUGUGUACCCAGGAUAACGUACCCAGCGUCAGCUCCAUCAACAGGAUCGUUCGCAACCGCGCUGCUGACCGCGCCAGGUCCACGUCUCCCAACAGUCAGGCCAGUCCCCCCAUGGGAGUGGAGACGCCCUCCAUGUCACAGGCUUCUCCGUCCCCCUCCGCCAGCGACAUCCACCGCCCAGGCUACAGCAUCUCCGACAUCAUCAAGCCUCCCAGCACCGGCAAGCGGAAAGGAGAGUCAGACGCGGCCAAUGGGACGCGAGAAAAUGUAGAAAACAGGAUCGAGGGCAUGUGGCCAUACGACGUCAGACCUAACCCCUCCAAGAUGGCGCGGCUGGAUAACAACGGCUCCAGCGAGCAGCCGGACGUGCUGACCAACGGCCAACCCAGCUUCGCCCUGCACCCCGUCGGCUACGCGCUUCCUGCCUUCUCGGGUGCACAUCCACCCAGCGGCCACUCGGCCACGGAGAUCAAGCAGGAGUACCAUAUAUCGGGGGCAGGAGGCAGCGAGCCACACACGGCUGCAGCCGCUGCCUACACUCCCUCGCUAGUGCAUGGCAGCAGUAGCAGAGGCGUCCGGACCCCAUGA